Molecule: messenger RNA, 3759 nt
Organism: Tachysurus fulvidraco (yellow catfish)
Lineage: Eukaryota; Metazoa; Chordata; Actinopteri; Siluriformes; Bagridae
Gene: snx24
Product: sorting nexin 24
Exons: 7
Coding region: 170-688 (172 amino acids)
Molecular function (GO): phosphatidylinositol phosphate binding
Source: RefSeq, a predicted model, not a curated record
GCGACAGAUCACUACACUCUCUGUCGUAUGCGUUUGAUUUGUUUUUGUAACUGCCGGCGCUACUGAACCUGACAGCCAGCAAACGGUCAACAGGGCAUAGCUUUUCCUCCGUUAUUACAUUAAUCUUAUAUAAUUAUAUAUAUAUAUAUAUAUAUAGCAGAUUUAUAGAAUGCAUCCUGUAUCCGUGACCAUCCCUUCUUUUCGUUCAGAAGACAGCGGGUCAGAAAAAGGCUACACUGUUUUUAAGAUCGAGGUGUUAACGAGCGGGCGGCAGCACACCGUGGAGAAGCGCUACAGUGAGUUUCAUGCUCUGCAUAAAAUGCUAAAGAAGAUCAUUAAACCUCCAGAGCUUCCUUCAAAGCAUGUGAGAAACUGGAUCCCCAAAGUUCUGGAGCAGAGACGACACGGUCUUGAGCUUUAUCUGCAGACUAUAAUCAUGGAAAACGAGGUCUUUCCUAAAAUAUUCCUGGAUUUCCUCAACAUCCGCCAUUUCCCGUCCCUGCCAAAGGCCGAGAGUUGUGGGUCAUUUGAAACCGAAUCCGAAGACUCCUGUAAACUGACACAUCAGCCGGUCCUGCUUUUCCUGAGGGACCCCUAUCUGCUUCCUGCCUCUAGCGAUACCUUUUCAAACAUCAUCACCGAAGGGGUGAUUCAUGGAAUAUUCUACCCAGACCUGCAACCGAGGUAGACCUGCGCUCUCUCCGGCCAAAAUACAACACCUCACUUUCAUGGACAAAGAGACGUUUACACUCUAAUCAUUUACACAAACACUACAAGAACUUGGUCACAAAGUCCACACACUUGAGUUUUGUUUUGAUUUGUUUUGAAGGCCCAACAUUGUGAGUUUAUAGAACAUCAGCAACUUUUAAAUGUUGACCGUCUUCUCGUUCCAUCCUUCAGGGGGACUAGGCAACACAACUGCGCUGUGAAAAAUGGUCUGUUACCAGAUCAGAAACUAGAGCUGGGUGAUGAUAAUAACUACUCCAUUAAUUAUUGAUAUUUUUUCACAAAGAAAUAUUUCUAUAAGGUGCAGUCUUUUUAAAGUGUUUCUAGACCCGUAAUAAUAAUCACAUCACAUCAUACUGAUUAUUUGCAAUUUUUAUUUGCACUGGAUCUGGAUAUUUUCUUUAUUUUUGACUUCUGUUAACAUAUUUAUUAGCUCCACCCACUAUCCUGAAUAGAGCUAAUCGGCUCUGUGCAUCUUCUCUAAAACAUAUCUGUACUUGCUGCAGAAUUGUGAGCGCAGUUCACCUUACAGACAACAGGGGGUGCUGACAUUAACAAACUGUUCCUUUAAAUGUACAGAAAAUAUGCUGAUGUAGGUUUUAGAAUUUCAUCAGUUUCAGAAUGUAUGCUUAAUUGCACCAGACUCACGAUACAGCAAGUCCAGCAUUUUCUUUCUUUCUUUUUUUUUUCUACUUCCUAUUAGCCAAUGCAUCUAACCAGUCAGUUAUGUUUGUGCACAGCAAUCACAUGCUGUGAUUGUCUGCUUUCAAUGAGUGAAAGACUGUACCUGAGUUACAGGAGUUCCUUUGACUGCAUUCAACCUAUUUAAAUGAUCUAGAUAUAUGAAAAAUACCAGAUUUGUUGGUAUUGCUAAAUAUUAUCACCCAGCUCUUUCUGAUGUUUUCCAAAAAGAAGUUGCCUUUAUUUGUCUCACAUACAUUACUGCACAGUGAAAUUCGUUCUUUGCAUAUCCCAUCCUGGGGGUUGGGGUCAGAGCACAGGGUCAUCCAUGAUGCAGUUCCCUCUGGAUUGGGCAGGUUCAACCCCGAUCUUCAGAUCAACAACCCACAGCCUUAACCACUUGAGCUACCACCACCCCAACAAGGUGCUUAAUUCACAGAUCACUAACAGCCCAAUUAUUACCAUUCGUGACUCGUCCCUGUUCGGUAAUGAGAGAUAUUCUGACUGGAUUAUGGGGAAAUAUUUCCUGUUUGGACCAAACAACUAGAGUGUUCACUGAGCCUUUCUGCUAAACAUUCUUUCUCUAACAAAGUUUCAAUUCGCCUCAACUGUAUUAUCAGCAAAUCAUGGCAUUUAUGAAGAAGGGAAACUAAUCUCAAACUCUUAGCUGCUAGAAACUGUGAAAGAAGUUUAUUCAAGUGUUUAGUUUACUGGGCUAAGGGUUGAUUUCGAGUGAGAUGCCAGAGACAGGAUUUACUUCCUUCUUUCUUCACUUGGUCAGCCAAGAUGUGUUUGAUGUCAGUUAUUUGCUGCUUGGAGCUAUGAAGCCAACAUAAUUAGCUUGUAAUAAGCCAACAAGCUAGCAAGAUAACCGUGCUGCGUGACGCACGUCCGCCUCCUUAAACAGCAAACUGUAUAGUCAAUGUUAUCGAUUUAAGAAGCAUGCACACACCUGUAUUACUUAUUAGCAUCCUAGCUCCAGUGUGAAAAAUUAGAGAAGAAAACAUCUUGGUUGACUUUUGUCGAGUCGCUCUUUUAGUUGUCAUUGUGCCAAAUAUCAGGCAACGACUCAUAACGAUUACGUUCAAAACCGAAAGGUACACAGUGUAUAGAGGUCAGUGAUCUGAGAAGGGUAUCAUACUGCGAUGCUAUUACACGCCAUUAGUUUAUCUAUCAUAAUAUCUGGCUUCGCUAACAACAAUAGAGCUACUAUAAAAACGUUUCAUAAGAAACCUGACGAUAAAGGAAGCGAUGAUGUAAAAAUCCACCAUUGUAUCCAAACGGAUCGACGUUUAGAAUCUAGACAUAUCGACGAGAUCCUCGACAACGGCAUCGUAUACUGUGACUCUGUUAUACUGUCUUAUACCACAGCGCUGUGGAUUUCUUCAUUCUGAUUGGUCAGAGAGUGUUGAACCAUUUCCUUCAACAGCAGACACUAGUGCAGCUGCAAAUCACAGGUUGAUAUUAACGUGUGCAUCGUUCUCGUACGUUCUCAUUUCUAUAGUAACGGCUAAUCGUUAAAGCCGACGAUUCACGAUCGACCUAAACGGAUUUGACGUGUAUAGUUGUACAUGCGUGAAUUUUUCUAUGAGGAGAUAUGAUAUUUUAAUGGAAGGCGUCUACAGCGUCAGCACUUUGUAACGGUCAGUUUCUGAUACAGGGAAGUUUUCAGGACAAAGACUUCUCAUUGUUUUGUUUUGUAUUUUUUUUUUUUUUUUUUUUUAAACUUAAUAAAGGGAGGCUGGUGAGAGAGUUUAUAGCUGCUAUAACCUAAGUGAUAACAGGAAUUACCUAAUUUUUCACAGAUAGCCGACAGCAUUAUAACUACAGUUAAUAACAGAAUCGAUUGAGUCAUUCUUUAGUAAACGAACAACUUUUAUAGAAACUUUUAUAGAAAAUUGCUGCGGUGCAAAAGGAACAAUAUGCGUUUGGAUGGAGUGCAUUACACCCUCGAGGGUUUUACUCCUCGUUUCAUCCAACCUUUAUAACAUGUCUGUAUAGAAUUGGAGUUAAACAACUGAGUAUGUUAACACUAGUUCACGACGGUUCGGAUCGGUCGAGCUGUCUAACACUAACAACUUUUAACAGUUUAUUUAAACCUGAAGUUUUGUUUCAACAUUCGGAGCAAAUUCUUUGCUUCUGUUCUGUUCAUUGUUUCUGACAUUGUGAUUUUUUUUUUGUAUGUAUGUUUGUACAAUGUGCCAUCGAUGCUCAGAAGCCCGGGGUUUCCUGGUUAGUGUCGACUAUGAACCCCGUGUAAAGCACUUUAGACUGAAUUAUGAUUGUUAACAUAUAUGUAUAAUAUAUAUUUAAAAAAAUUACAAGCAAUAAAAUAGUACAUUCUGAAAAUGA